Messenger RNA from Symbiodinium pilosum, 153 nucleotides. The record is from the annotation of a GenBank genome assembly. Lineage: Eukaryota; Dinophyceae; Suessiales; Symbiodiniaceae.
GGGCGAACAUCGACGAGACCAGCUUCGCUGAGUCCUAUGUCGCUGCAAUGCAUUGGAGCCUUACGCAAUUCACUCCUUCAACGAACCCCAUUGCACCUGACAACGGCUGGGAGAGGUUCUACGCAAUUUGGGUGAUUCUCUUAGCCAUGGCGU